AUGCUUGCUCAGGAGAAACUCGCUCAGGAGUUCGUGAACGCCAUCAAUUUGGAGUUACAAUGCGACAAUGUUCUCACAGACUCGUAUCUAUCGAAAUAUUCCCCUAAAAAGCUUGCCUCCUUUGGUCUUGCUAUCGUCAACUUGACCAUGACCAACAUGAGAUCGGGUAUAGGCGGCAAAUCACUCAUUGAACUAGGACUUGAUCCUGCUGUGCUGCAGCCUGACGAAGAAAUCAAAUCAGGUUCUCUUCGUGUUGGUGAUAUUGUUCAAUUGGACAAGUUGAAGAGUGCUACCGCCAAGGACACUGAGCUGACUGCUUUGGAGGGUGUCGUUACUAGACUCUCUUCCUCGGCUGUCAUCGUUUCUGUAGAAGAAGAUACUUCUGAUGACAAGUUGCUCAAUUUGUACAACAACACGGGAAACGACCAUUCCAGAAUGUGGGUGGUUAAGUUGACUAACUACAUCACCUAUAAGCGAAUGCUCCAAGCUAUGAAACGGUUGGAGACAUUGAGUGAAGGCAGCAAAAGUGAAGUGUUACGGAUUUUAUUGGGAGAGGCUUCUUUUGUGCCGAGAACAGCGCCAAAGUCAAGAACAACCUUUUUUGAUAAGCUGCUCAACGAUUCACAAAAGAAGGCUAUUGACUUUGCCAUUCACAUUUCUCCAGUCACCAUCAUACACGGGCCUCCGGGAACGGGCAAGACAUAUACGCUUAUUGAGUUGAUCAAGCAAUUGACUUUCAACCAGGGCGAACGGGUCUUGGUCUGUGGAGCCUCCAACAUCUCUGUGGAUAACAUCCUCGAGCGAUUAUCGCCAGUUUUCACAACCGAAGAUGAUGGUGCUAAAAAGAGUCGCCGAAAAGCAAAGACAUCACUCAACAAUGAACAUCUCAUCAGAAUAGGUCACCCAGCCAGGCUUCUCGAAGCGAACCACAAGCAUUCAUUGGACGUUCUUUCCAAAUCACUGAGUCUGUCUGGUGAGGCUGGAGAGCAAAGGGCGAUUUUGAGAGACGUUGAAAAGGACAUUUCCUCCACGCUUACUCAAAUCAAAAAAUGCAAGAGAUAUGGAGAAAGGAAGGCACUCUGGGGCGAGGUGAAAAGUCUCCGUAAAGAGCUUCGUACACGAGAACAGAAAAUCGUUCUGGAGCUUCUCCGCAAUGCCAGAGUGAUACUUUCCACGUUGCAUGGUGCCGGCUCAAACGAGCUCUUCAACUUGUACAAGAGCGGAGAGUUCAAUUCGGACAACCCGUUCUUCGACACGAUCGUGAUAGACGAGGUGUCUCAGUCGCUUGAGCCGCAGUGCUGGAUUGCCUUGGCGACUCAUUUAGGGGUCAAGCGGCUCGUCAUAGCAGGAGACAAUUUGCAGCUUCCGGCCACGGUGAAGUCGAAAGAAGAAGCUGAUAAUCUACGCAAGAAGAAGGGUCUGGACCCGCUCGCAGACCUCGAAUUCACCCUCUUUGACCGUUUGAUGGAGCAUCAUGGCGGCGCCGACUACAAAAAAUUACUCGAUGUUCAGUACAGAAUGAACACCGAGAUCAUGGAAUUCCCGUCGGAAACACUCUACGGUGGUCAGCUAAAAGCUGCCGAUUCAGUCAAGGACAUUAUCCUCCGCGACCUCAAAGACGUCGACGAAACAGACGACACCCAGAUACCGUGUGUGUGGUAUGAUACGCAAGGCGGGGACUUUCCCGAACGAGUGGAGGACGAUGAAGGAAAAAGCGUUUUGGCCAGUAGUGGGUCCAAGUACAACGACCUGGAAGCUGCAGUAGCAGUGCAGCACAUCGGCCAGUUGAUCGAAGCAGGAGUGAAGCCGGAGCAGAUCGGAGUGAUUUCCCCUUACAGUGCCCAAGUGGCGGUUUUGAAGAAAGCAUUGCAGAAGCUUGAGGUGGCAGUGGAGGUCUCGACCAUCGACGGUUUCCAAGGUAGAGAAAAAGAGGCUAUAGUGGUAUCGUUGGUGCGGUCCAAUGAUGAGAGAGAAAUCGGGUUUCUCAGCGAUAAAAGACGGCUUAACGUGGCGAUGACAAGACCGAAACGGCAUCUCUGCAUCAUAGGAGACAUGGAGACUCUAGAACGCAGCGGCGACCGGUUUCUCCGUGAUUGGGUGAAGUACUGCGAAGAGAAGUACGAAAUCAGGUAUGUGGACGCCGUGGGGCUCUAG
Messenger RNA from Candidozyma duobushaemuli, 2154 nucleotides. RefSeq names its product ATP-dependent 5'-3' DNA helicase. The transcript has a single exon. Gene Ontology annotation, molecular function: 5'-3' DNA helicase activity; DNA binding; ATP hydrolysis activity. The coding region runs from base 1 to 2154 and encodes 717 amino acids. The record is from RefSeq and is a predicted model, not a curated record. Lineage: Eukaryota; Fungi; Ascomycota; Pichiomycetes; Serinales; Metschnikowiaceae.